Linum tenue is the source of this 1101-nucleotide messenger RNA. Lineage: Eukaryota; Viridiplantae; Streptophyta; Magnoliopsida; Malpighiales; Linaceae. The record is from the annotation of a GenBank genome assembly.
AUGUUCAAGAACCAAGGUUUUCGGAGUGCUGUUGUAUACUCCAGGUACCUUCGGUGCUUUCGAAACCGCCCUAUCUACCCAUCGUUCACUAUCAGUCCCUCCGCCUUUUCCAAAUAUGAUAUGGAUGUUCCAUCCCUCCUGCGUGGUCUCGGUUGGUCUGCCUUACUGGACGACCAGCGGUUUCUGCACUGUCCAGAGGCGGUUCGUCUCUUUUAUGUCAAUCUCCGACAGGGGCGUGGUGCUGAACCAAAGUCCUUCACUACUUUGGUCUAUGAUCAUGAGAUCACAGUCACUCCAGAUCUGCUUGCCUCAGUCCUCUCUCUGCCUCAUCAAGGAUGGCGGGUUGGCUUUGAGGGCGAAUUUGUAGAUCUUGGGUUUGAUUUUGGGACUGCCCUGAAUGAUCUCAUCCGUGAUAUUGGUCGUGCCUUUCCCACAAUGCUAGCUGCUGGUCGCUUACCUGAUGAUCUUAAGGUCUUCCACUUCUUCCUUACCCGCUGCCUUCUUCCCAGAGACAUCUCUAGCACUGAUAUCCUCCAUACUUCUGAUCUCUGGGUUAUGUCCAAUGCUCGUUCUCGCUCACCUAUCAGCUAUGCCUCUCUUGUCUUUGCCCACAUGAUUCAGUACGGGAAUGGUGGUUACAGCGGUCCGCUUCCAUUUGGUCCGCUUAUCACGCGCUAUCUUUAUCGUCUGGGCAUUGACCUUCGUGAUAAGGUUGUUGUUUGCAACAUUCAUGAUGAUCUACGUCCCAAUCAUGUCCUCAAUCGUCUCAAUGCUGAUGUUGGGCGCCGUCAGCUUCUCUCUGGCUCAGGGGGAGAUACCAGUUACCUUGUCUUCUCUGCACAACCUGCACAAAAAGCCACUGAUGGCUUAAUGUCAGGACUGACACAAGCUGCGGUAUCUGCACUUGACCUUGAAAUCAGACGAGGAAAGGAGGCUGGAAGUGAAUCAACAACUAGACUUCAAGUGUGCAAGGAGCGUCUGGAGCUUCUGGAAGAUGAUGAAGCCAUGCCUGCACCAGACAACUUCGAUCCCAUAUCUCCUGACAGCAGCUCAGGAGAUGAUAUCUCUGAUUAUGAAACUCCACCCGAUUAUCCCUUUUAA